Archocentrus centrarchus (flier cichlid) is the source of this 1263-nucleotide messenger RNA. RefSeq names its product POP4 homolog, ribonuclease P/MRP subunit (gene pop4). The transcript has 7 exons. The coding region runs from base 107 to 772 and encodes 221 amino acids. Gene Ontology annotation, cellular component: ribonuclease MRP complex; ribonuclease P complex. The record is from RefSeq and is a predicted model, not a curated record. Gene Ontology annotation, biological process: tRNA 5'-leader removal; rRNA processing. NCBI's taxonomy places the organism in Eukaryota, Metazoa, Chordata, Actinopteri, Cichliformes, Cichlidae. Gene Ontology annotation, molecular function: ribonuclease P RNA binding.
UGCCGGAAACGCGCGAGGAGGUGCUGGAAACACGCGUGUUGUGGAGGUUCGUGUGUCCGUGGAUCUUCAGAGGACUUCAGCUCAGGUUUCCACUCAAAGACGCGACAUGGAGGAAGCUCUCGUUCGAGCUCCAGUUCCUCGUGAGCUGGUGGACGUUCUUGGUGUCGAGCCUCAGAGCAGCCUCAAAGCGAAGGCCUUCACCGAGGCGUUCCUGAGGAAGAGCAUCAAGCGGCCGGAACGCUUCAACCUGCAGAACAUGCUGAGCCACAAGGCCCUGAUCCUGGGCUACAACCGGCCCAGGAAGGAGAAGAGGAAGGGCAUGAAAGCCAAAGGCCUGAACGCACGGCAGAAGAGGGAGUUGAAGGUCUUUGAGAUUAAGCCUGAACACCAGAGAUACGAGCUUUUCCUUCCUCUGCAUGAACUCUGGAGACAGUACAUCAUCGACCUGUGCAGUGGAUUAAAACCAACAAGCAAUCCACAGGCUGUGCAGCAGAAGCUCCUGAAGGCGGACUUCCACGGAGCCAUCAUCACAGUGGUGCGGUCCAAGUGUCCAUCAUAUGUCGGGACUUCGGGGAUUCUAGUGCAAGAGUUCAAACACGUCUUCAAAAUCAUCACCAAAGAGGACAAACUGAAAGUGAUCCCGAAGAGGAGCAGCGUGUUUGCAGUGGAGAUCAACGGCUUCGUCUCGCACAUCUACGGCAGCAGGUUUGAGCAUCGAGCCAGCGAACGCUCGGCCAAGAAGUUCAAAGUGAGAGGAACCAUCGACCUGUGAGGGUGCGGUGAGCCUGUGAGAUGCUGCACACUGCAGCUGCUCCCACCUGCCGUCAAAGGAAGUGCAGCCACAGCGAUGGCGAGUGUGGAGCAGAGACGGAUGAGCUCACAUGACAGUUUGAGCUACGGUUUUAACCCUGCUGCUCAGGCAGGACCUUAUCCUCCUCCUGCAGAGGAGCUCUAGUAAAUAUGCACACUAGCUCAGUUUUUAAGCUUUAGCAGCCCUGAGAAAACGCCGUGGUGGUGUGAGCAGGUUUUGAAGUCACAUUUCUCACGCAAAGCUGCAGGUGUGCAUCUAGAAAGAUGAAGAUGUUUGCAGAGAACAAUCCAGCAUUACUCAACUGUUUACCUGGUAAAGCUCAGUGGGAGUGUCGGACUUUUCUCUGCCACCUGCUGCAGAGGAUUUGGUGUCAUAAUACCUGUGGGAAGCUCAGCAGUGGACAAACCUGUCUUUGCUCUCCGUGGUUUCUUCCACUUGAGUCCAAACACUGU